GAUUCAGUAUUCCAAACUGGCAACCCCUUAGAGUCGACGCCAACCGUCUGUUUCGGCCCUUUGCCUAUCAAGUGUUUUUGCGGCUCCUUCUUGUGCUGAACGAAUAUGUUGUGCUUCACCUUCGGUCUGAACAGAGGUGGAUGCCGUUGGCAGAAACUUUGCUCCUUUUCACUUCCGAGUUCCCAUUCAGUGUCAUCAAAUCAGACCGGGUAUGAUCAACUCACCCUCAUCAUCGUCCAAAUCCAUCCCAAUUCCAGCAUACGUCUCCCCAGACCACUCUUUUUUUUUCACACCUUCUUCUCUAUCUUCUUGGCGUUUCCUCGUCAAUUCAUGCACUCGUUUUCUCGUUUGGCAUUGAGCACUCGGUUUUGGGGGGCGGAGUGGAUGGCGAUUAUGAAUUUGGGACAGAGGGUUGUGGAAAGUGGGCCAGAGGGGUUUCAAGGAAUGGAAGCUUGCUGUCGCUUUCUGCGGGGGGUGGAGUUGAUAUUAAUAAUUAUUCGCUUCUGGGCAGCUCUGCUCAGCAGGCUGAGCCGGGCUGAGCUCUGGGGCAAGCUCUGGGACAGCUUCUGGGGACUCAUCCAUCGCGCUUUUCCUAGCAGCAGUACGUAGACAGACACGACAGACGGACCUCCGACCCCCGCACUGCCGCCCAAAGCAAGCAGCAGCGGCAGUACGGUAGUCUAUAGUGGGGUG
This is a messenger RNA of Fimicolochytrium jonesii, 693 nucleotides long. RefSeq lists its product as uncharacterized. Bases 106 to 609 code for a protein of 167 amino acids. The record is from RefSeq and is a predicted model, not a curated record. Lineage: Eukaryota; Fungi; Chytridiomycota; Chytridiomycetes; Spizellomycetales; Powellomycetaceae. The transcript has a single exon.